UUGACAACAUAUUCCGCUUGAGCGCUUUAUUUGUAUCCACAAGCCGAGCCGAGAAAGGGGCUAAUUUUGGCCAGAGAGAGUAAUAAUCCCCCGCCACCGCCUAACUCUUUUACCGGCAGACAUGGCCACCGCCGUCCUCCAAAUAUCCAGCUCCCAUUUCAUUUCCGCCCGCGAUGCUGCAAUUGUCUCAAGCAAGAGGGCGUUCUCUUCCAGAUCUCCAUUAGGUCUGUUGAAUUCUGGCCGAUUUGGAACUUCCCUUGCAGCUGGUUCCACUCCCGUCUUGAAGACUUCUUAUCCGAUCAAACCGUCCCAUAGAAGAGCAUCGGUUACGGUAAGAUGCGAGCAGACUACCAAGGAAGGCAGCAGCUUAGACAUUUGGCUCGGUCGAUUUGCUAUGAUUGGCUUUGCAGUUGCUAUCAGUGUCGAAAUAUCCACUGGCAAAGGACUGCUUGAGAACUUUGGGUUAACAUCUCCGUUGCCAACCGUUGCCCUUGCCGUCACAACAUUGGUGGGCAUCCUUGCAACAGUUUUCAUUUUUCAAUCUGCUUCUAAGAGUUGAUUACUUGGCUUUUACUAAAGCAAAAAAUGACAUUGUUGAGUCACAUUCUUAUUCAAUACAUGGUCAUUCCAACUUGAGCUCUCUCUC
This is a messenger RNA of Cuscuta campestris, 646 nucleotides long. The record is from the annotation of a GenBank genome assembly. NCBI's taxonomy places the organism in Eukaryota, Viridiplantae, Streptophyta, Magnoliopsida, Solanales, Convolvulaceae.